AUGGAUUCCAAUCUUAUCCUAGAAUGUUUUGCUGGAACAUUACAUACUGAUCCAGUUUUAAGAAACCAGGCUGAAUCAAAAUUAAAAGAAUUGUCCCUUACGCCAGGGUUCUUGGGUGCAUGUUUGGAUAUCAUAGACAAUUCUGCUUCUCCUAUUCAAGCAAAGAAAGCAGCUGCAGUUUAUUUCAAGAAUAGAGUCAUUAGAUACUGGAACAUCAAAGAUAGUACCUACAAGAUUGAUCACGAUGAAAAGCCAAUCAUUAAGGAAAGAAUAUUACCAGUUAUUAUUAACUGUGAUUAUAAUAUUAAACAGCAGUUGAUCCCGGUAUUAAGAUUAUUGAUUGCUUUAGAAUUUGAAUCUUGGGAUGGUUUAUUAGAUCAAACUGGCCAAUUAUUGCAACUGGAAAACCUGGAAGAUUAUCUUUACACAGGUAUGCUUUGUUUUGCUGAGAUUGCCAGAAAAUACAAAUGGAUGGAAAAUAAUGAUAGAAAAAAUCAAUUAUAUCCAAUUAUCAACCAAGCAUUUCCUCAUUUGUUGAAUGUGGGUAACUUUAUUAUAAGUAACGAAAUGACUGAACUUAGGGCUGAGAUUUUAAAAUUGAUCUUGAAACUGUACAAGUUUGUCACCUAUUACGAUUUACCAGAACCGUUACGUACUAGAGAAGCAAUUUUCACUUGGGGUGAAUUUCAUGGAGCUGUCAUUAACAUGAAACCUCCAGCAUAUGUUGUUGAUUCAAAUGUCCUGGAACAAGAGAAACUGUUCUUGCAAAUUGCUAAAUGUUACAAAUGGGCAAUUGCAAACAUUUACAGAUUGUUUAUUCGUUACGCUACCUCAAACAACUUGACCAAGAAAUUCAACUACAAAGAAUUUCAUCAAUUAUUUUUGAAUGACUUUGUCCCUCACUUCAUCACUCAAUUCUUAAGUAUUACCGAAGAAUACUGUCAAGGAAAGAGAUGGUUGAGCACCACAACUAUUUAUCAAUUAUUGGAAUUUUUGAGUCAUUGUAUCAUUGAAAAAUCUACCUGGUCAUUGAUAAAGCCAUACUUUGAAACUUUAAUCACUCAUUUGGUUUAUCCUAUUAUCUGUCCCGAUGAUGCCAGUUUGGAAAUAUUUGAAGAAGACCCACAAGAAUAUAUCAAUUUACACUUUGAUCAAACUUCUGAAUACAACAGUCCUGAAAAUGCGGCAUUGGGAUUUAUAGAAACUGCAUUGUACAAGAAAACUAAGUUUGCCUUACCGCCAAUGUCCAACUUUGUUUACCAACAAUUGUCAGAAUUGCAACAACAGCCAGAAGAAACUUUAGAAGUAGCCAAAAAAAAGGAAGGUUUGUUGAGAAUUUUGGGUACCAUUUCUGGCCACAUUCCAAAGAAUGAAUCAGUUGAACCAAUUUUAGGUGCUUUGGUUCUUCCAUGCUUAACUUCUAAAUUUGAAUUCUUACAAGCUAGAGCGAUUGAUGUUGUCAGUCAAUUUUCUGAGGUUCCAUUCACCAAUCAAGAAACAUUGAGUGCUAUCAUUCAUGGUAUUUUAAGAAACUUUGACAACUCUGAAGCUAGUUUACCAGUUCUUUUUGAAAGUGCUUUAUCGAUUCAAGCAUUUAUGAUUAGAGAUGAGUUUAAAUUAGUGUUAUCAAAUGUGAUUUUACCAACUAUGACAAAAUUGUUAGAUUUAUCAAAUGAAAUUGACAGUGAUGCCAUUUCAGUUGUCAUGCAAGACUGUGUGGAAAAUUUCUCCGCGCAAUUACAGCCAUUUGGUGUUGAUUUAAUGAGCAAAUUGGUUCAACAAUUUAUGAAAUUGGCACAAGAAAUUCACGAAGCUUCACAGGUUGAUGUCGAUGAUUUUGAUGGAAACUUUGACGACCAAGGUGAUAAAGUUAUGGCCGCUUUGGGAUUUAUUAACACCAUGAUCACUGUUUUGUUGUCAUUUGAAAAUUCCCGUGAGAUUUGUAUUAAAUUGGAGGAAAUUUUUUCUCAAGUUAUCACUUAUGUCUUGAGCAAUAACUUGGAUGAUUUCCUUGCUGAAAUUGGAGAAUUAAUGGAAAACUCUACUUUCUUGUUGAGAUCUAUUUCCCCGGUAAUGUGGGAAAACUUCAGAUUGUUAUACAAAUCCUUUGAAAAAGAUACCGCAUUAAUGUAUUUUGAAGAAUUGCUGCCUUGUUUGAAGAACUUCUUGAUCUAUGGUAAAGAUGAAUUGAAGAGCAAUCCGCAACUUACAGAAUUAUUUUUCAAGAUUUUUGUUUUGGUUGCCGACGGUGCUAGUGAAGAUAUCGGUUAUUCUGAUUUGGUUCAGUCCUUUGAGUAUGCUCAGACAUUUAUUUUGAGUUUAGAGGAACAAGCAAGCUCUUACAUUCCUUCAUUUAUUGAGUGUGUUGCUUCUCAUUACCAAAGUGGUGACAAUAAAGUACUCAAGAGUACAUUUGUAGUCAAUAGCAACAAUGUUAUUAUUGCUUCAUUGAUUUAUGAUACCACUAAUACCAUUUCUUUGUUGCAACAAUCUGGACAUUUGAUGCCAUUUUUGAAUAAAUGGUUUGAAAUCAUGCCUGCUUUAGAUAGAGUUUAUGAUUUGAAGUUAUCUACCUUGGCUUGUAUCAAUCUUCUCAAAUUGGAUUUGGAUCAACAAAUUUUGGUAAACAUUUCAACCAACUUGACUUUACUAUUGAAGAAAUUACCUCUGGCAGUGCAAUCUUUGGAGAAAAAGAGAAAGGAUUUUGGAGAAUUGAGCGGAGGUGCAAAUUAUCAAUUAGAAGGUGAAUGGGAUGAAGAAGAUACUGUUGGUGUUCUUGGUGGUGAUAAUGGAGAAGAUGAUGACGAAGGUGACGAAGGUUUUGUCCACGCUGAAGAUUUGAAUUUGAGAAAAACCGGUGGCUUCUUUGAUAUUAAAGAAGAUGAAGUUUUUGAAGACCCAUUGGCUUCAACUCCACUUGAUUCAGUUAACAUCUUUGCAGUUGCCAAACAAUUUAUUCAAGACUUUCAAGCUAACAAUGCCCAAAAAUUCAAUUUGGCAUUCGGACAUCUUAGUCAAGAGGACCAAAAAAUUCUUGUUGAUAUUAUGAAUGUUUAA
Candida tropicalis MYA-3404 is the source of this 3057-nucleotide messenger RNA. It is a transcript of the gene NMD5, whose product is annotated as Nmd5p. Gene Ontology annotation, molecular function: small GTPase binding. The transcript has a single exon. The coding region runs from base 1 to 3057 and encodes 1018 amino acids. The record is from RefSeq and is a predicted model, not a curated record. Gene Ontology annotation, biological process: protein import into nucleus. Gene Ontology annotation, cellular component: cytosol; nuclear envelope. Lineage: Eukaryota; Fungi; Ascomycota; Pichiomycetes; Serinales; Debaryomycetaceae.